This is a messenger RNA of Aspergillus candidus, 1118 nucleotides long. RefSeq lists its product as uncharacterized. The transcript has 2 exons. The coding region runs from base 274 to 561 and encodes 95 amino acids. The record is from RefSeq and is a predicted model, not a curated record. Lineage: Eukaryota; Fungi; Ascomycota; Eurotiomycetes; Eurotiales; Aspergillaceae.
AUCUGCCGUGCAUGAGAAAGUAGUCAAUGACCAUCGAGAAGGAGUUGCUGCCCUUACAAGCUCCGAGAGACCGCCAUGGUGGCUGUGUAUCAGAUUAGGCAUGUUGUCAUGCUCACCGUAUGUUUUGGGUUCGGCCGCUGCAAGUUGAACCAGGGCCCUUUCAAGGUCCACUGCCGAGGUGCCCGCAUGAUUCAAGGGCUAACUGCGUCUGAAAGAAAAUCAUCCAGAUCAGUCUAUCGGGGUACAUAAAAUAGAACAUGAUAAUAAUGAUAAAUGACAUAUUGGAAAAACGCACGGGCACUGCAGCCAACAGUCAACAACUCGUCCAGGAUCUUGUCAGUGACUGCCAAUUGUUGGAUGUAUGUCAUCUGUACCCAAGCUCGGAGGACAAGAAGCUGCAAUGCAAACCCCUCUUCUCUCUCUCUUCCUGUCUUUCCCACCUUCUGUCUUCCCCUCCUGAUGCUUUCGCUCACCGCUUACCACCGGUCCUGCCAAUCCUACUGUCGAGAUGAUGAUCCUGACCCUGAUCCUGAUUCUGACGAUGAAGGAUGUCGUGUCUGAUUGCUUACUUCCCGACUGGACUGCGCACCACUACCAUCGCACCUGCAGGGUCCCCCUCUAUCCUGAAGCGGAGAAUUCUACUCCCCAACGAUCCUCCCAGCUCACCGAUGCUGAUAGCCUAUCUGACCUACCUAAUCCGAGUGAGCUCCUGCCAACUCGUAGUCGGCUUUAGCUGUCUCACCAUCUUCCCGACCGGCCAAUAAUUCCCGAGAGGAUGCGGCGACCACCAUGCUUAUGCCAUGCCAUGCUACUCCGUAUGCCAGCUGGAGUUGACAGUCGUAGCACAUUGCUCACAUGAUUCGCCUGUAGCCCGUUAACUCCGUGGAGGCACGAGUUCCUCAUACACAUGAUCGUGUCUCGUUAGGCAUUGCUUUUUUUUCGUCUUUACUUCGGGGUUUUCCAAGCUUGAUUACAUUAUUAUUAAUAUUAAUAAUGCGUUUUCGCCUAUCCCCCGCUCUUUGAUCUCCGAACUGUCCGAAUGGAUAUCGUGAUGGACACGCUUUUGUUUCUUGAACUAGUGAGUGACCAUGUUCAUAUGUUCCGUUCGGGAUUACCUC